AUGUCUGAGCCGGCAGAGUCCGCGCCCGCCCUACAGGACUCUUUCCCUGUCACCAGGGCGCAGAAGGACGGCAAGGAGCGCCUGCUCAGCCGCAAGGAGAGCUACUCGGUGUACGUGUACAAGGUGCUGAAGCAGGUGCACCCCGACACGGGCAUCUCAUCCAAGGCCAUGGGCAUCAUGAACUCGUUCGUCAAUAGCAUCUUCGAGCGCAUAGCAUUAGAGGAGUCGGGCCGCAUUACAAAAAGCAACCGACCAUCACAUCUCAGUAGAUCCAGACGGCCGUGCGCCUGCGUGGCUCGGAGCUGGACAAGCACCAAGGCGGUCACCAAGUAA
This is a messenger RNA of Peromyscus maniculatus bairdii (prairie deer mouse), 333 nucleotides long. The record is from RefSeq and is a predicted model, not a curated record. Lineage: Eukaryota; Metazoa; Chordata; Mammalia; Rodentia; Cricetidae.